AUGAAGGUCUCCGCCAUUCUCGCAGCCUCUGUCGCCUCUCUGGCCAUCGCUGCCCCCUUGACCGAGGGCAACCUAGGGCUCGAAAACGUCGGCAUUGACAGCGCCGAGAAGGUGCAGCUCACGGAUCUUCAGGCCCAACUAUUCACCUGCAUCAGCAACCCCGAAUGCAUCAAGAAGCUCCAGCAAGGCGCCCUCUCGUCUCCCACGGCUCCCCUCGGCAAGACCAAGAGGCAGGAGGUGGACGACUUUCAGAAGUUUCAGGACAAGCUGUUGACUUGCAGCAACAACCCUGCCUGCGCGAAGAAGCUCGACAAGCUCAAGAUCCCGGGCCAGGUCCUGGAGCCCGAGAGCACGAAGGAGAUCUUGGACAACAUCGGAAACGUGCAGACGUGCCUUGCCACGGCCAAGUGCCGCAAGGACCUGUUUGAGCAAAUCGACAAGCUGAUCGAUGGCGCCGAGAAGAGCAAGAGGCAAAACAUUCCCCUUGAUCUCGCGUCCGUGACCUCUUGCCUCGCCAAGCCGGAGUGCGCCACGAAGCUCAUCGGCCGCCAGGGUGCCCAGGCCGCCGCCGCCGCUGGAGAGAUGACGAAGAGGCAGGUCGAUCCGAUUGGUCUCGAGGCAGUGAUGGCUUGUCUUCAGGACCCGGUGUGCACCGACGACCUCAUGUCCCGUAUCGACCUCCCCCGUAUCGAGGGGCCUAACUAG
Verticillium nonalfalfae is the source of this 705-nucleotide messenger RNA. RefSeq lists its product as uncharacterized. The transcript is spliced from 2 exons. NCBI's taxonomy places the organism in Eukaryota, Fungi, Ascomycota, Sordariomycetes, Glomerellales, Plectosphaerellaceae. The record is from RefSeq and is a predicted model, not a curated record. The coding region runs from base 1 to 705 and encodes 234 amino acids.